Messenger RNA from Racocetra persica, 745 nucleotides. Lineage: Eukaryota; Fungi; Glomeromycota; Glomeromycetes; Diversisporales; Gigasporaceae. The record is from the annotation of a GenBank genome assembly.
UACAUCAUCAGUAGUUAGAAGGAUGGAAAAACAUAGUAUCCAAUCUCAAGAUUUGCUAGAAAUUAUAAAAGAAGAUAUGUCGGAUAUAGAUGAUAAUAGAGACGGUGAAGAUAAUUGUCCAAUAGACCAAAGCACUAUCCCUUCAGAAAAAGAAUCCUGCAAAAGACCUAGCGAAGAUACCACUAAAAAUAAAUCAUUCAGUAAAAAACCAAAACAGAAUAAAGAAAAAGGCGAUAAAAAAGAUUCUAAUACUGUAAAAAAACUUAUUAUAGAAUUAACAUCCAACACCUCUGAACAAAAUAAAAUAACUUCUUACCAAGUAAUAGUUACUGAAGAUGACCCACAACCUAUCGAUUUUCUAAAUUUAUAUACUAAAAUUACCUCUGCUAAAAGUGAAAGUCAAAAACAAAGUCAGAAAGUAAUUUUUCAAUACUAUAACUUCGGGAUGGCCAUAGCAAAACGCUUUAAGUUUUAUUAUGAAAAAUCUUAUAAUGUAAAUGAUGCUAAUAGUGAUGUAAACAAAGAAAUUGAAAAACAACUUCCCAAUGGUACUCCUGAAACUACUAUUCGAAAAAGAAAAAAAAGAGCCCAAAAGAUUUUUCACCUAUUUAGUAAGGUAGGAACAGAUAAGAUAGAACGAGUAGAAUCUUUUAGUGCAUUAACAAUUGCCAAAUUAACCAUUGAUCAAAUUAACUAUGUAAUAUCUCAAAUUCCUGAUAAACCCCCAACAGAAUCAAUCGUAUAA